CAACAUUUUUUUUGUUCAGUCUGUACUAACAUAAUGUUUUAUUUAUUUACAGCACUGAAACUAACUUAAUGAUUGAAUUCGAGAACGACGAAGAAAACGUGGAGCUUGAAGACAACACACCAGAAGACCACCAAGUUGACCAGGAUGACGAGGAGUCAGAAUCAAAUAGAUCAGAGAGUCAAAGCAUCUUAACACUAUCUGCUUCAAACGCCGGAUCAUCUUGCGCUUUACCUUCACAACCAACAGUAAUCACAAGUCGAAAGCGCGGCCCAGAGAGAAAGCUUGAUGACUUAGGAAAGACACUGACUGAUUACAUUAACCUAAAGAAGAAGAUAGCUGCUUCAGGAGACAAGGCUACAGAUGUUACCAAGUCCGGAGAAGAUGUUUUCCUCGAAAGCUGCAUGAUCAGAAUGAGAAAACUCCCCGAACACAUCAAAUCCAUCCUACUUUUGCAGAUUUCACAACUCUUCUAUAAUGCCGAAAAUCCUAAACUACCACAUCGGCAAAUAACACCUCUACCGUAUGAGUCCGGACGUCCACAGCAGGUCGUGCCAGUGAGCAUCGACACAAGUUCAACCCAGUAUUAUCAUUCACCGCCAACCAAUACUCAGCUUAGUGGAGAUAUGAUAGCAGACUGCAUGCGAAUAGUAAAUUUAUAAACAUAUCAACUGGUCGAAAUAAAUGAUACCUAUGGUUAUAGUCUAAAAAUAAAAUUGUUUGGAUGAAA
Gigantopelta aegis is the source of this 727-nucleotide messenger RNA. RefSeq lists its product as uncharacterized. The transcript is spliced from 2 exons. The coding region runs from base 69 to 659 and encodes 196 amino acids. The record is from RefSeq and is a predicted model, not a curated record. Lineage: Eukaryota; Metazoa; Mollusca; Gastropoda; Neomphalida; Peltospiridae.